AAUAUAGAAUUCUACUCAUAAUUACAAAUGCAGUAUUGGCAUCCUUGUUAAUUCUUGGAUUGACACUCAAAAAUUUUAUUAUUUUUUGCAUUGCUGCUAUUUUUGUGGCCUUUAUUCUGGCAAAUUACCUCAUAUCCUUCGUAAUUCUCUUGGUUUCUCUUUUUGUAAAAGAUAAGUUCACACUGGAAAGUAAAAUUUUUACUACAAUUAUUGUGUUCAUUAUGCUGUUCACAACAACCGUUUUCUUUAACAUUUAUUUAUCCACAUAUAAAGUUAUGAGAGCUGGGGGAACAGGGUGGGAAUUCAAGAAUUAUAUGGAGAUCGAGUCUCAGAAGCAGUUGGAGAAGAGGGAAGAAAAGAAGCAAGAGAAGAAGGAAGAAUCGGGCACCUACAGUGAUUACAAAGCUUAA
Messenger RNA from Plasmodium cynomolgi strain B, 410 nucleotides. RefSeq lists its product as hypothetical. The record is from RefSeq and is a predicted model, not a curated record. The transcript has a single exon. Lineage: Eukaryota; Apicomplexa; Aconoidasida; Haemosporida; Plasmodiidae. The annotation marks the transcript as partial.